Molecule: messenger RNA, 1935 nt
Organism: Athene cunicularia (burrowing owl)
Lineage: Eukaryota; Metazoa; Chordata; Aves; Strigiformes; Strigidae
Product: arf-GAP with dual PH domain-containing protein 1-like
Exons: 11
Coding region: 248-1387 (379 amino acids)
Biological process (GO): positive regulation of GTPase activity
Cellular component (GO): plasma membrane; intracellular membrane-bounded organelle
Molecular function (GO): GTPase activator activity; phosphatidylinositol bisphosphate binding
Source: RefSeq, a predicted model, not a curated record
GUCUGGGUGCACUUCAGCCUCCAGCCUCUUUGUCCCUGCCUGUGCUCAGCCUGCUCAGGUGCGUCAGACCUCCGUGCGCUUUCCAUUAACCUUACAGCUUCUGCCUUCCCCUUUUCCCUCUGUCUGACAGAGCUUCUGUCUCUCUGGUGGCUCUUUCGUCCUUGGGCAACCCUGUGGGUUGGCCUGCAGGUGCAGAAGGUGCAGGCAGCUGCCCUCCUGGCCCUGCCUGGAGGGAUAGCAUUUCUACAUGAUGGCUGGAGGCAACGAGAGGAACGUGAAGGCCCUGAGGGAAGUGUGGAGAAGAGCAGAAAACUCUUUGUGCGCAGACUGCGGGAAGCCAGAUCCUGACUGGGCAUCCUCUACUUUGGGUGUGUUUAUAUGCCUCAGCUGUUCAGGAAUUCACCGCAACAUCCCUAGCAUCAGCAAAGUCAAAUCCCUGAAGAUGGACCACUGGGAUGAUGCUCAGGUGCAGUUUCUGGCCAAGCAUGGGAAUGCUGUAACCAAAGCUACAUAUGAAGCUCACAUCCCUAUUUACUAUUACCAGCCAACCUACAAUGACUGCCAAGUGCUGAGAGAACAGUGGAUACGGGCUAAAUAUGAACGCAAAGAGUUCACCGAGCCAGGAAAACAGCUGCCAUAUUCUGAUGGGGUGAAGGAAGGUAUUCUCUGGAAGCGAGGUCGAGACAACGGGCAGUUCCUACCCCGCAAGUUCCUCUUGUCUGAGAGAGAGGGAUGUCUGAAGUAUUUCACCAAGCAGGAUGCCAAAGAACCUAAAAUCAAUAUUAAAAUAGAUGUCAUCAAUGCUACAUUCCAGCCAGUCAAGAUUGGGAACCCCAAUGGCUUGCAGAUCACAUAUCUCAAAGACAACAAGACCAGGAAUAUAUUUGUCUACCAUGAAAGCGGAAAGGAGGUAGUAGACUGGUACAAUGCCAUUCGCUCUGUGCAGUUCCAUUAUUUGAAGGUAGCAUUUCCCAUUGCCAGUGACAAUGAGAUUAAAAAUAGGCUGACAAGAAACUUCCUGAAGGAGGGAUACAUGGAGAAGACUGGUCCCAAGCAGAGAGAGGCUUUUAAGAAGCGCUGGUUCACAUUGGAUCACCGCAGGCUCAUGUACUUCAAGGACCCUUUGGAUGCAUUUGCAAAGGGUGAGGUAUUUGUGGGCAGCAGAGAGAAUGGAUAUAGCGUUCAGAAGGGAUUGCCUUCCGGGACACAGGGCAAUUUCUCUUGGCACUAUGGCCUCACCAUUGUCACCCCCGACCGGGAAUACCUCUUCACCUGCGAGACGGAGACUGACCAGCUGGGAUGGAUCGAGGCCUUCACGAGCAUCAUCAACCAGGCCAUGACACCACAGGAAUAUGCAAUUGAAGCCUACUUCAAGUUUAAAUCCUAGGAAGCCAUGCAGGAACCUCUCUACAACUUGAACCCUACUUGGUCCUGUUGGGUUGGCCCAUCAGGAGAGGAGAAGAGAUUGCCAUCGGAGAAACACAGUGCUCUUGAAGCACUCUUUGAAGCACUUUUUUUUUUCCCUAUGGACAGUCCAUUUGUUCUGGGGGCCAAAUUAAGCAGCUUCCUUUCAAGCACAAGAUUUUGCAAGUCUCAAUCCUCAGUGCAAACUAUCAUUGUUAAAUUACUGUGAUCUGACUGGAUGCUGGCAGGCCUGGUCUGUCAAUCUGGCCUUGAAAACUUGGCACUUGCUGUGUUGGAUGGGGGCCCUGGCAUCACGCUUUCCACAACAAAACAGCUGCCUGGUUGGGGCUACACCCUAGUGGGUUGCAGGGGCUGCUGGACUAGGAAGGACUGUUCCUUUACAAGAAAUGGCUUAUCUGCUGGCAACAGAGAUGUGAAACAUCUAGAUAUUUGAUCAGUUGGAGCUGUAGUUGAGAAAAGUCACUUAAAAGAUGUAAUUUAACAGCCAAAUGUGAGGUCUGUUUCCUUCUC